UUUGCACCAGGAAAAUCCUCCUGUCCCCCUGGGAUCUGUGCCUGCUCCAAGGUUUUCCCACCCUCCAGAGUGCUUUUUCCUGCCCGUUUUCCCCCCAAAUUUGUGCCUCCCGCUUCCUCUGCUUCCAAUAAAACCCUCUCACGGCAUCGCCCCGGGCGCCCUUUAUCCGCCGCCGUUUUUCCCGGGAUUUGAGCUCCGAAAGCUCCCGAGCGGCGACCGGGGUGGCCGGGGCGGCUCCGGCGUCGCCGCCGUCAUUCCCGAAUUCCUCUCGUUGCAGAGAAAAUCCAGCAAAGCCAAGGAAAAGAAGCAGAAGCGCCUGGAAGAGCGGGCGGCCAUGGACGCCGUGUGCGCCAAGGUGGAUGCGGCCAACAAACUCGAGGAUCCCUUGGAAGCGUUUCCCGUUUUCAAGCGCUACGACCGCAACGGCCUCAGCGUCUCCAUCGAGUGCACGCGGGGCUCGCGCCUGGACCGCGCAACAGUCGACUGGGCCUUCGAGCUGACCAAAGCCAACAUGCAAACGCUGUACGAGCAGAGCGAGUGGGGCUGGAAGGACCGGGAAAAGCGGGAAGAGCUGACGGACGACCGGGCCUGGUACCUGCUGGCCCGGGACGCCGCGGCCGGGCCCGUCGCCUUCUCCCACUUCCGCUUCGACGUCGAGUGCGGCGACGAGGUUCUCUACUGCUACGAGGUGCAGCUGGAGAGCAGAGUGCGGCGGAAAGGCCUGGGCAAAUUCCUGCUCCAGAUCCUGCAGCUCGUGGCCAACAGCACGCAGAUGAAGAAGGUCAUGCUCACGGUGUUCAAGCACAACCACGGCGCCUACCACUUCUUCAGGGACGCGCUGCAGUUCGACGUGGACGAUUCGUCACCCGGCGCGGGCGGCUGUUGCGGCGACGACUGUUGCUACGAGAUCCUGAGCCGCCGGACGCGCUACGGCGAGAGCCGGCCCGGCCCCCCCGGCGGCCGCUGCGGGGGCUGCUGCCACUGAGGGCCUUCGGCCUCACCCUCC
Molecule: messenger RNA, 1006 nt
Organism: Nothoprocta perdicaria
Lineage: Eukaryota; Metazoa; Chordata; Aves; Tinamiformes; Tinamidae
Gene: NAA40
Product: N(alpha)-acetyltransferase 40, NatD catalytic subunit
Exons: 7
Coding region: 335-985 (216 amino acids)
Cellular component (GO): nucleus
Molecular function (GO): histone H4 acetyltransferase activity; histone H2A acetyltransferase activity; protein N-terminal-serine acetyltransferase activity
Source: RefSeq, a predicted model, not a curated record